Molecule: messenger RNA, 777 nt
Organism: Xenia sp. Carnegie-2017
Lineage: Eukaryota; Metazoa; Cnidaria; Anthozoa; Malacalcyonacea; Xeniidae
Product: CST complex subunit TEN1-like
Exons: 2
Coding region: 49-465 (138 amino acids)
Cellular component (GO): CST complex
Molecular function (GO): single-stranded DNA binding
Source: RefSeq, a predicted model, not a curated record
GUGGUUGUGUUUUGAAACUUUUCGCUAAGAUCAUCGCAGGCUCAAGCGAUGAUAAUGGCGAACGUCGAAAGUAUGGAUGUCAUCGAAAGCAUGUUGAAAUUCACCCCAGAUGUAACAACACAUUCUCAUAUUUUGAGCAUUAAAGAAAUCAAUUCAUUGAAACUUGUGCAUGAGGAUUAUGUUGUAAGAACGUGGGGACGUGUUAUUGUGCACGAUAUCCAGAGACAGCUAGCAACAUUGAUGGAUACGUCUGGAGAGAAACUGAUUGUCAGCACAGAAAAAAUAGAGCCAUUUUAUUUUGCAUUAGGUAGCUAUUACCAAUUUAUUGGAGAAAUGGUGAAAAAAGAUGAAUGCUCACUAAUUCUUGUUCCACAAGUUGUCACUUGUAUAAAUGACUUGGACAUAGAUAGCUUUAAAAAUAUGUUGAAAAUUCGACGAAACUUCAUCAAUCAAAACUCUCUGUAAAGAUAAAAUUAUCAUUGGUUAAAUAUUGUGUCAUUGGUAUUGUGAAAAUUUACCAACAACUAACAAAAUUUUGUUGUAAAUUUUAUGAUUGAAUAAUUAAAUAUUUUAUGUACAUAUAUGCUACUGUAAUUGAUAAUUCAUAUCUUAUAAAUUUUUUGUAUUUAAUCAUUAGCAAGUCUGUAGCAUGUCGAAAUAUCAUUCUUUGAUAUAUUUACACCUUAAGAACAAUGUCAACAUGAUUUCUUAUGUAAUUAUCUUGUCAAUUGUAAAUAUAGCUUGGAAACAUAAAAAAAGUUUCCUUUGAAAGAUAAA